CGCCAUCUAAAAUAAUGUCUACACUACUUUAUGUUCAGUUUUUAAUGCACUGCAUACUAUCCAAAGGUGUAAAGACCCAUCACUGUUAUCAUCAGGUAACUAAUGUUGGUUCCAAGUUUGGCAGAAGAAGAGCUGCUUCCCCUUUGGAUGGUUAUUGGACUGUUGUUGCAGUUCUCAGGAGCUUGCACAUUGCAAUCUGCAUACAGGGCACUUGAACUGUAGAAUCCAUUGCUGCUAGGUAUCAGAUAAUCCUCAUAAACAUUAACACAGCAACCGAUAGUUUCUAUAGCUGUGUCAAGUUUUGACUUGCAGGAGCACGUUUCACUG
Molecule: messenger RNA, 327 nt
Organism: Geodia barretti
Lineage: Eukaryota; Metazoa; Porifera; Demospongiae; Tetractinellida; Geodiidae
Source: the annotation of a GenBank genome assembly